Messenger RNA from Penicillium macrosclerotiorum, 1914 nucleotides. RefSeq lists its product as uncharacterized. The transcript has 5 exons. Lineage: Eukaryota; Fungi; Ascomycota; Eurotiomycetes; Eurotiales; Aspergillaceae. The record is from RefSeq and is a predicted model, not a curated record. Bases 1 to 1914 code for a protein of 637 amino acids. Gene Ontology annotation, molecular function: oxidoreductase activity, acting on the CH-CH group of donors.
AUGCCUGCACAACUUGUCGCUUCAACUGUGGAUAGAGGCUUCAUUUUGUCUCCUCCAGCCCUAGAAAACCCAGCUACAUCUGACCGUAUCCUCCAGCGCAUUCUUCAGUGGCAUCUUCCCCGGGAUAUCAUUGCAAAGAUCUCCCCAGAGUUGACUUCAUUCGGGUCGGCCGCGAUCUCAGAUGAAACAAAUGCUCUCAUCGGAAACGCUGAAAGCCAGCAGCCAUAUAUUAAAGGCUAUAAUGUGUGGGGUAAACGGUACGAGGCGGAAGGUUUAAUCACUAGCACUGGCUGGAAACAGCUGGGCAAAUGGGGGAUUAAGCACGGUGUUGUUGGUCUUGGAUACGAGGACGACCUUGGAGAAUAUCGACGUACCGUCCAACAUGCCUUUAAUUACAUUUUCUCUGCAUCUUCUGCAGCAUACUCCUGUCCUAUUUCCAUGACCUCGGGCGCCGCACGACUUGUCCGGAGUGAGCUUUCCAACGUCCCUGCAGACCACCCGUUCCAUGAGCUCUAUGCGCGACUUAUCGCUCGUGAGAACAACUGGAUUUCUGCACAAUGGAUGACCGAGCGACCGGGUGGUAGUGAUGUGCGCAAUAGUGAAACAGUCGCUACAUUUUCCCCGCUAAAAACUAAGACUGGCCGAUUUGGAAACAUCGAACAAGGGGAUUAUUUGCUCUCUGGUUUCAAAUUCUUUUGUAGUGCGACGGAUUGCGAUGUAGUUCUUCUACUUGCAAAGACAGAUUCAGGUGAGCUGUCUCUUUUUGUGGCUCCAACUCUCAAGACAGUUAUGGAUGCCGAAGGAAAACAGAGAAAGGUAUCAAAUGGCAUUCGGAUUCAUCGACUGAAAAACAAGAUGGGCACAAAGGAGCUUCCGACAGCAGAGGUGGAACUUCGUGAUGUGCGAGCGCAUCUUAUUGGUCCCAAAGAUAGAGGCAUUGCGACAAUUGCUCUCUUGUUGAAUACUACACGCACCCACAACUUCAUCACUGCUCUAUCAUGCCUUCGUCGUGCUCUGGAUAUCGCAAAAGCGUUUGCCCGGGCACGUACUACCAUUGAUCAGCCUCUGUGGACGUUUCCUAUGCAUCUCAACGUUCUCGCUCAACUGGAGGUAAAGCACCGAGGCUGGAUGCAAUUGGCCUUCUUCACAUCUACAUUGCUUGGUUAUGUGGACAAUGGGUUUCCCAAAGGCAUCCCCGAGGUGUUCUCGGUGUUGAAGAAGUCCCCCGUAGCAGCAAUGGUUGUGCUACGAGCAUUCACUUCGACCUCAAAGGCUGUUAUAUGCAAAUCCUCUACUUUAGCUUUCCAGGAAUGUCAGGAAGCAAUGGGAGGUGUUGGCUAUAUUGAUGAACCUGACGAGCCCGAGUUUAACGUCAGUCGAUUAUGGCGCGAUACUGCGAGUAACAGUGUGUGGGAGGGAACCACCAAUGUUCUGGCCAGUGAAACGGUCCGCCACUUGACAAAAGACCAGAACUUGAGGUUUUUUAAUGAGUGGAUCAUGGAUGCCAUCAAUCAAGUAUCCAACAAUGCCUUCAAAGAGACACUUCAAGAAGCUUGGGCGCAGCUUAAGACUAGGCUUGCUGCAGGCCAGGAUGAGCGAAAAUUAACAGAUGUGCUAGGAGUCGGUCGUCAGAUUAUCUUUACACUCGCUUGGUUAGUUAGUGGUAUGCUACUUUCCCUGGAUUCUCAGCGAGACAAUGAUCCGGUGGUUUGCGAAGUUGCUCGACGAUGGGUCCUCGAAGGACAGGGCGUUCCUGGAGAAUUCGCAUUUACGGAUGUAAUUUACCACCGCCUCGCCUCAACACGGGGGUUGAAACCAACAGAUUGCAAGAGGACUAAGUGGGACUGCCUCAUUGUUUGGGGCGUUGAUCUGCCUUCGGAUUCGUCUUCAGGAUAUCGUGUAUCUAAAAUCUAG